CCAGUGAGGGGGUGGCUCCUACAAGUUCUCUGUUUCCUGCUUCUGCUUUAAGUAAACUUGUAUCAGUCCUGCUGCAGCCAUGAUCCCCCCACCAGCCGGGCUUUGCUUUCUGCCAAUAAACAUGAGUAGGGGCGGUUUGCUGCUGAAGACAUGCAGGGUGGCAGUGAGUCAGGGAAGAGCAGUGACUGGGGGUCCUCCUGCUUCCAGGUUGCGCUGUGUGCCCCAGGGCAGUGGCUAUCUGCAGGCAGGGAGAGGGGUGAGUGUGAGCCAAGGAAGGGCAGUGACAGGGGCUGCAGUGGAAAAAGCAGAUGGGAGAAAAGAGAUGAAGGAGUUUGAUGACCUUCCAGGACCAUCUCUGCUUAAGAAUCUCUACUAUUAUUUCCUGCGGGGAUACCUUCUGCACACGCAUGAACUGCAGUCAAACUACAAAAAAAUGUACGGGCCCCUGUGGAGGUCAGAAAUUGGCAAGUAUAAAAUGGUGAACAUAGCGGAUCCGGAAGCCCUGCAGCAGCUUUUGAGGCAAGAGGGGAAAUAUCCAAUGAGAAAUAAAGAAGAUAUAUGGAAAGCCCACAGAGACCAGCGCAAACUCGCCUAUGGGCCUUUUACUGAGGAAGGAUACCAUUGGUACCGGAUCCGCUCAGUGCUGAACAAGAAGAUGCUAAAGCCAUCAGAGGCCUCCAGCUACGCAGGGGGCAUCAACGAGGUGGUGACAGAUUUCAUGAAAAAACUGCAGUACAUGCGUAAGGCCAGUCCUUCUGGCGACAUGGUGAACGAUGUGGCUAAUGCCCUGUAUAGGUUUGCUUUUGAAGGCAUAUCAAACAUUCUAUUUGAGACCCGAAUUGGCUGUCUGGAAAAACAGACCCCCCCAGAGACACAAAAGUUCAUUGAUUCCAUUGGUUACAUGUUUAAGAAUUCUGUUUAUGUCACCUUCCUGCCGCAGUGGACAAGAGGUAUCUUGCCCUACUGGGAUCGUUAUAUAGAAGGCUGGGAUAAUAUCUAUGACUUUGGGAAGCAGCUCGUUGAUAAGAAGAUGAGUGAGAUACAGUCCAGGCUGGAUAGAGGGGAAGAGGUGGAGGGUGAAUACCUAACCUAUCUGCUGUCCAGUGCCAAUCUGAACAUUGGAGAAGUAUACGGCAGUGUAUGUGAACUGCUCCUGGCUGGUGUGGACACGACAUCAAAUACAUUGUGCUGGUCCAUGUACCAUCUGGCAAGAGACCCAGAGCUUCAGCAAGCUGUAUAUGAAGAGGUGAGCAGUGCUGUACCUAUGGAUCGGAUCCCUGUUGCUGAGGACAUUUCUAAAAUGCCACUGCUGAGAGGUGUAAUCAAGGAGGCCCUGCGGCUUUAUCCUGUGGUCCCCACCAAUGGAAGGAUUGUGUCUGAGAAGGACGUUAAGAUUGGAGAAUAUCGCUUCCCCAAAAAUACUCUCUUUGUUCUAUGUCACUUUGCCAUUGCCAGAGAUGAGGAAAGUUUUGAAGACCCCCUGAAGUUUCAGCCCCAGCGGUGGCUGCGGGAUGGAGGAAUGAAGCAUCAUCCAUUCAGUUCAAUUCCUUUUGGGUAUGGGGUGCGUGCUUGCGUGGGGAAGCGCAUUGCGCAACUGGAGAUGCACCUGGCCUUGUCUCGGAUAAUUCGUAUAUUUGAGUUAAGACCGGAUCCCAAGGGAGGAGAUAUCAAAACGAUUGCCCGCAUUUUAUUAACACCAAACAAACCAGUUAACUUGCAGUUCCUGGAGAGAAAGGCCUAUCAGGGAUGAGGUGGUGGCUCAGACAGCAAGGAAGUUGGAUAGAAGCCUUGAGGGGAUAGCACCUAAACCUGUGCUAUUCUGGGACAAACUGUACAUCAACAAGAGGCCAAUAUCACCAAUAUUUACUCUACUGGAGAAUCAGAUCUGCCAGUGGUCUUCAUGAAAAAGCUAAAUUUCCUUGUUAUACUGAAUUCCCUCUUGGGUCCAGGGGUGAAAUUUUAACAUGUAGUAACUGGUCCAUUUGUGGGUAAUCUAAGCAUCCCUACAUUUUAAUUAUUCUUCAUUUUAAAAUAGAAUGGGUGCAUAACAACCAAUCAGCAAAUAGCAUAUAUAUAUAUAUA
Molecule: messenger RNA, 2082 nt
Organism: Xenopus laevis (African clawed frog)
Lineage: Eukaryota; Metazoa; Chordata; Amphibia; Anura; Pipidae
Gene: cyp27a1.L
Product: provisional ortholog of cytochrome P450 family 27 subfamily A member 1 L homeolog
Exons: 9
Coding region: 80-1750 (556 amino acids)
Biological process (GO): glucocorticoid biosynthetic process; cellular response to peptide hormone stimulus; cholesterol metabolic process
Cellular component (GO): mitochondrial inner membrane
Molecular function (GO): heme binding; oxidoreductase activity, acting on paired donors, with incorporation or reduction of molecular oxygen; monooxygenase activity
Source: RefSeq, a predicted model, not a curated record